Messenger RNA from Bactrocera oleae (olive fruit fly), 2097 nucleotides. The record is from RefSeq and is a predicted model, not a curated record. Lineage: Eukaryota; Metazoa; Arthropoda; Insecta; Diptera; Tephritidae.
UAUAUUAUAUAAUAAUUUCGUAGAAAAUUUUAUUUUUUUUUACACAAUUUUUAUACGGUAAUAAACUGUCCAAGCACUAGUUCAAACAAAUGUUUUAGUCACCGAACACAGCUAGAUGUCUUGAGUACCAGGUAUCAGCUGAAUUCGUUUGACAGUUGAGCAAACCUGUAAUGGAUGAAUUUGGCGGCAAAAGCAGUAAAUAAAAGGAAGCAGUGAAAUAGGGAUUUGUCAAAAAUGUUAAAACUGGAACUGUGUAACUGUUUUGGCUGUUAAUUAUAUUGUCUAUGAACUAAAUAACUCCAUACAACAUUUUUUGUUAUAAUUAGUAAAUUAGUUUUUGAAUUAUUUUAUGUUGAAAUGCUCAAUUUAAAUUGUGUUAUUUGUGCUGAGCUGUUCGUCGCCUCAGAUGAUGUGCGUGCAACCAACUGUGGCCAUAUGUUUCACAUAGCAUGCUUAAAACAAUGGAUGGAACGAUCGAAGUCGUGCCCCCAGUGUCGAACUAAGUGUACGGAUCGUAAUAUAUUCCGCAUAUAUUUCAACUUGGCAAAUCUGGAUCUGAGUACUAUCGACGUGGGAUCACUGCAAGAGCAAGUGGACAACGCUAGUCUGCAAUUAAAAAUGAAGGAAAAAGAGUUGAAUAAAACGCAACAACAAAUUAAAGAUCUUAAAGAAUGCCAAAUUAAAGCAGCGCAAACAAUUCAAGCUAUGGAGCAAAGAAUACAGAAAAACGAUUUCGUAAUACUUACAUAUUCGGAACAGUUGAAAAUCUUUAAGACUGAAGCAAAGAUGGCCGAAGACUUACGCAAAGAGGUGGAACGUCUAAAGCAACAAAUUAAAACAAUAGAGUCAGUACAAUCAGUUCUCGCCGCCACAACAGUAGAAGCUGAAAAAAUGCUCAAGAUCGAAAAAGAUCCUGUGCGACUGUGCACCUGGGUAGCUGCCCUGAAGCGCGAACUUCGCACAUGUGAAACAAAGAAAACUGAUUUGCGCCGGGCUAUGAAAGUUAUGCAGGACAAUUUGCGACAAGAAAUGGCUGCUAAAAAGUCUUUUGAGGAACGCAUUUCACAAUUAGAAAGUGAAAACUAUCAAUUACAACAGAAAAUGAAGGCAGUAGAAAAUAAAGGGCCAAUAAGUUUCAUGUCAGACCAAUGCAGGCAGAGCACAGAAUCUGCGCCGAAUGCAUUGCCGGAAAAACGUCAGACAUUGUCGCCCACUAUUAAGGAAAACCUGAAGAAGAUUGAAGACUCCAAUUCUCCUUAUCUCAAUAUUAAGUCCAGCAGUAUCGGCCUGCUGCCAUUGUUUAAACGCAAUCAAGACAAUCUGCCAGAGCGAACGGGUAUUACAACCACGAAAUUGGCGACAUUAAAAAUAUCACCGAAAAAAGCUGAUAAAGACAGUGCCGCUAACAGCAUCGGUAGCAGUUUGGGUAUGCUACGCAAAGCUCAAAGUGAUAUCACAGAAAAGUAUUCCAUCAUGAAGAAACCGCGAUUGGCAAUUAGCUCUUCUUCAACAACAGCUAAACACUUUGGCAUGAAUUUCGAACCGAGCAGUACGAGAGCCGUAUCGCCCACAAAACCAAGGCCAAUCGGAAGUAAUUUAGAUAGUCGUCUAAAAGCUGGUGGUUUGCGCAAGUUUAAGUUAAACAAAUGAUGUCUGCAGGUUGGCAUAAAUUUAAGGAAACUAGUUAGUAGCCAUCAUGUAUUUAAUUUAGAUAUUUAUUAAAAAACUUUGUAUAUUAUGAGAGUGCAUUUAUAUUUUUCUGUCUUACGGGAACACUUGGCAUGGUGCCACAAUUUGAAAAUGUAUUUGCAACCCUACCAAUUUCUUGCGUUCCUAGCUAUGAUCCAUAUCAGAUAAUAAGUAUAUAUUAUAAUUCCUUUAAAUUUUUUUUACCAAACUUUUCAAGUUUUUUUUAUAAAAAAAAAAAAAAGAAAUCAAAAAUAAUAUAAAUUGUCUUAUUAUCAUAUGUGGUAGUUAAAUUUUUUUUUUUUUUUUUUAUAAUUUUAUACAUAAGUAGUUUUUGUUUGUCAAUAUGAAUAUGGUUGUGUAAAAAAUAUUGAAAUAAGUAUAUAGUUAGCGAUUAAAAUUUAAAUGAAA